AUGUCCAUGAACUGCAAGAAUGCAUCCUCCAUCAGUAUCACUGUAAUGUUAACAGCCUAUAAGGAUAUGGCUUCGAGCAAAAUUGUAUUUUUUAUUGUUGUUCUCUUCAUAUACAUUGCCUCUGUGAUAGCCAAUGUGUCCCUAUUACUACUGACAUACAUAGACACUUCCUUGCAUAAGCCGAUGUAUAUAUUUUUGUUUAACCUCAUUGCCAAUGGGAUGAUAGGAAGUACAGCUGUUUGGCCGAAGGCUAUGGUCAUCCUUUUGACAGAUGUAGCUACAGCAUCGUAUGAAAGCUGUCUUACCCAGGUUUUUUUUAUUGGAACCUACGGAUCUUGUAACUACUCUGUCCUAACAGUAAUGGCUUAUGACAGAUUUGUCUCCAUAUUUCAGCCUUUGCAGUACCACACCAUUAUGACCCCACAGAAAGUAAAACAAUUGUUGCUUGCUGCUAAUAUCAUGCCAAUAGCCCUGAUAGUAGGUCAAAUACUGAUGACUUCACGGAUACCCCUGUGCAAAUCCAACCUUCAUAAACUAUUCUGUGACAAUUUAUCUGUUUCUAAUCUAUCAUGUGAUGGCUGCUUUCAAAGUCAGCUGAGUAACCUGUAUGGUGUAUGUCUUAUUAUUGUUAUUGUGGUACUUCCCAUCUUUUUAAUAUUAGUGUCAUAUGUGAAGAUAAUAGAGUUAAGUUUGAAGUCUUCAAAAAAUGCAAGAAAGAAGGUGUUUGAAACAUGUAUGCCGCAUUUGAUUGUUUUUGUCAAUUUUUCAUUCGUGUCAUUGUUCUCUGUCAUUUACAACCGUGUCAAUGCUUACCUACCAGGAGGUGUUAAUAUAUUUGUGUCAUCAAGUUACAUACUACUCCCUCCACUCCUUCAUCCAAUUAUUUAUGGCAUAAAAACUAAAGAAAUAAGACAAAGCCUCUCCAAAAUCAAGACCAAGGCUGUUUUGGCACUUUCUUAAUGUCAC
Molecule: messenger RNA, 966 nt
Organism: Clupea harengus (Atlantic herring)
Lineage: Eukaryota; Metazoa; Chordata; Actinopteri; Clupeiformes; Clupeidae
Product: olfactory receptor 52L1-like
Biological process (GO): detection of chemical stimulus involved in sensory perception of smell; G protein-coupled receptor signaling pathway
Cellular component (GO): membrane
Molecular function (GO): odorant binding; olfactory receptor activity; G protein-coupled receptor activity
Source: RefSeq, a predicted model, not a curated record